Messenger RNA from Symsagittifera roscoffensis, 3580 nucleotides. RefSeq names its product sodium/hydrogen exchanger 9B2-like. NCBI's taxonomy places the organism in Eukaryota, Metazoa, Xenacoelomorpha, Acoela, Convolutidae. The transcript has 2 exons. The record is from RefSeq and is a predicted model, not a curated record. Gene Ontology annotation, cellular component: membrane. The coding region runs from base 2669 to 3580 and encodes 303 amino acids. Gene Ontology annotation, biological process: proton transmembrane transport. Gene Ontology annotation, molecular function: antiporter activity.
UUUCCCUAAAAUUCUACAAUUUCCGCAUUCUUUUCUUCCCAUUGUAAGCCAGUCUAAAUUUUUUGCAGAUUUAAACAAAAAGCCCCAAAUCGCUUCAAGCUAUACAGAGUUAGUUACGAUACCUGCAAAGUUGCCUUUGAAGGAAACCGAAUUCGCAUCAUCACAGGGGGGGUCGAAUUCAGAGGGGGGAUAUUCACAGAACACUGUAGAGACUGGACGCUUGUUUUAGCCUCCUCGCCAAUUCAGACACUUGUGACAUCAUUUUCUUCAUGCGUCUUUUCUUAUUUUACUUCUUCUGUGUUGAACUUCAAACUUGAUUCGUUUUGGGAAUUGAAUCGCUGCUUUUUUGUUCCGACUUUUUUCUCUUUUAUUGCCUCCAUAUUCUACGCUUGGCCGCCACUUAGAAUAAAUUUAUACUGUUUCUCUCGCCAUCUCUUAUCAUCAUUGUAAUAAGAAGACAACUCUUACCAUUUCUGGAUUACUGGACGCUUCGUUUCCUUCUAUUUUUUUGUUACUAUUUUCCACGAUUUGAUCUCCCAAUUACCUUACUUUUCGCUAUUGUUUUAAAACAAAAGUUGACAAACCUCAAGAAUACUUGAAAAAAUAGUAAAUAACACCGCAUUUCAUUGCCAUUAUUUUGAGUCAUAUUUCAAUUACCCGGGCGCAAAACUAAUAUUUAUUUAAUGACCUUGGAUAAAAACUAUUACUAAAAUUAGGAGUCAAUAAAAACAGAGAAAAUUGAAUAAAAGUGCUAUUUCUGGCCAAAUUGAGACCAUAUUACCAAAUUGGAAUUGUUGAGGGCGUGUAAGAAAACUUGUUAAAGGAAAAUUGAAAAAAGAGCUGAAAUUUAAUAAAAGGAAGUUCAAAAACGAAGAAUUUCUCCUAUAUCAAUUUUCAAUUUUUUUAUGCCGUCUUUUUAAAUCAAUCACUCCUUUCACGUUUCCCCUGAUUUCGUAUUAUAUUUAACCAUUGGCCAAGUUUUUUUAUGUUUAAACGUCCUUAUCUUAUUUUUAAAACGUCUGCUAAAAAUCCGCCGCGCCUGAAAAAGACGACAGAAUAAUUCAGCUGAUAUAGAGUUGACAGUUUACUGAAUAAAGGCUUCCUCUUUUUAGCUCAGCUAGCUGCCUCUUUGAGACAAAAAACGACAUUGAAAGAAUUUAAAGAAGUAGCGUUGAUAACAACGGAAUUUUCAACCGCCAGUACUUCAGAUUUCAAUCCGAUUCGAAUCCCGCGCCCGCUGCCCGUUUUAUCAAAGAGACCAAGCAACCAAUCUUCUUCUUUUUCAUAGAGAAUAUAAUUUUCUCACUACCCUUUUGGCUGCCUUGAUUUGUAGUGCCACUAUACUUUAUACUACUAUACCACCUUUGCCCAAUAAUAUACUACUUGUGUGCCUACAUAUAGACGUACCCUACCCAAUAAAAGCCAGCCUACUUUAUUGUGUGCAGUUGUAGCUUUCAAAAGGGCAGGCUAUUCCCCACCAAAUCUGAUUUAGCCCAAUGUGAAGGGGAAAAGAUCGGUCAUUUAGACAUACGGAAUUUACUUGUCUCGUAUAUGCUCUACCUGCUUUAUACCCUCUUCUGUACGGAAUAGCACUUCAUAAACCUACUUCUUUGCUUCCAUGCCUAUACGCUUGUAGUUGCCCAAAGUCCAUGCCAAUUUGGGCUAAGAUUCGAAUCAAGUUAUUCCGCUGCCAUACACACAGACAUACACACUCAAUACUCAUACAGCAGUACAUUAGCCUACUUUACAUACACAUUAAUAUGUGAAUAUGUGGAAUUACUGUCGUGACUAAACUAUUCUCUUGUGUUUUUUUUUCAGCUGUCGUAUGCUUAUUGGUAUGCUAGUGUCUUUGUAAAACUGUUACCUUUCUUGAGCGUAUAUUGAGAGUAUUACAUUAUAUACUAAUACCAUUUUGGAAAAGACUUGCCGCACAAUUUAUACCGACUAACUGUCACGGACGGGCAUUCGCGGCUAAUCUCACCCCAAUCCCAAACCACACCGCAAUACAAGUAUAGCACUGAACUGCUAUCCGAUAUUAAUGUAAGGAUACAAAUCCCUGAGAAUAAUUGAGCCGCCGCUAAACAAUUCCCAAAACAAGAGCACUGCAGAAAAAAAGGGGGCUGCGUAUUCCUCUAUAGACCAACGCAAGCGUGUUAGGAUUUAACAGUGAAAUUGUAAAUUGCGAGUUCUGACGUUUCAGGAUUUAGAUUCUAGUUGCGGACUUAACUAACCAGGAAAAGUUUUACAGCAGGAUUUCAGUAGCCCCGGGACAACUGGGUAAUUCGAAUGAACAAGCUACAACCAAGGCGCAACCCAACUUGAAGCUAUACGCAGCUAUGUUGUAGUUCUAAUGCUGUGCUCCAUUACCGCCAUUAGCGAUUCUACCAAAUCAAUCCCUAGUUUAUUUUACAACAAAUGGAUAAAUUAAAACCUCAAGUUACUACAGGUACUAGUAUAACACCACCAAAAGGCAUAUCUUGUCAUUAAUUAGUUAUAACCAUAUUCACCCCCACUCGAUUGCCCUCAAAAAUUUGAGGUUUCAAAUUAGAAUUACUAUCUAAACGUGGUUUAUUAGGCCGAAUAACUUACUGAGUGCAGGAAAAACAAGUAACGAAUUACUUAAAAUUACCUGAAUUUUCUGGGAAAAAUAGCUUAAAAAUCGAUUGAAAUGAAUCAUCAGGGAAAAUCUCAGCAUACCCCAUGUACCAAAAGUUCCUCGGGUGACUCGCAACGGACUCAAUCGCCCUCGCGACACCAUCACCACGCCAAAGCUGGAAACACCCGCAGCACUGACCGCGCUUCGCUAGGCGCCGCGACCACACACUCGGACCAAACCGCCGUCACAAACCCAUCCGACCUUUGCCCGAAGGCAGUUACGCAACUAUGCAACAUUGUUUACCGCACAAAACCUGUUCAGUUUUGCCUCCUAUCAGAAAACGCCCUGGCGGAAGAGCCCACGAGGCUGCAGCAGGUCCGCUGGUACUUUUUAUGUCCCCCUCACAGUCAUUUCGGCUGGGUGCUUACUCGGAUUCUCGGUCUCUGUAUUGCGUGGGCGGCGCUUUGGGGCAUCGUCGGCAAAGAGCAAGCCUACUUCGGGGGAAACAUGUUUUCAAUAUUCCUUCUUUACGUCGCCAGUAGGAUUACAGGGUUUUUUAUGGGUCUUCUUGGCCUUCCCCCAUUACUGGGUAUGCUACUCGCUGGGAUUCUUCUGAAUAAUGUCACUUUACCCUUCGCUUCCACGCCACUUGCCGACGACAUAGAUCGCGAUUACCGAGUAGCCCUUCGGGAUUUCUCGUUUAUCACUAUUCUAAUCCGAGCCGGCCUCAGUCUGAAUCCGAAGGGACUUAUGUUGAUGAAGAGUGUCGUGAUCAGACUGGCACUAUGUCCAGGUGUGCUUGCCGAGGGUCCUAUGAUUGCCCUACUGGCCUAUAUGUUGUUCGGCAUGCCUUUCAACUGGGCUUUCAUGCUCGGAUUCAUUCUGGCAGCUGUCAGUCCAGCUGUGGUCGUGCCCAGUCUGCUUAAACUGCAGAACAAGGGCUUCGGAGUCGAACAAGGUCAGUAUAAUAAAAAACAGUUUUAG